Molecule: messenger RNA, 985 nt
Organism: Eufriesea mexicana
Lineage: Eukaryota; Metazoa; Arthropoda; Insecta; Hymenoptera; Apidae
Product: methionine aminopeptidase 1D, mitochondrial
Exons: 6
Coding region: 21-941 (306 amino acids)
Biological process (GO): proteolysis
Molecular function (GO): metalloaminopeptidase activity
Source: RefSeq, a predicted model, not a curated record
AUUAUAUAAAUACCUUAAAAAUGUUUCUUAGAAGCUUUUUUAAAAGGAAAUCUAAAAUAACACCACGAAAACUUAUAAAUAAUUCUUUUGGAAAAUAUGAGGUUAUUGAACCAUGGGAAAUUUCUGAAAUUAAAGAAGUACCAUCAUGUAUUCCUAAACCUUCUUACAGUCAAUCUUUAGUACCUCGUGAUGGACCAAAGGAACCUGAAAUUAAAGACAAAAAUCAAAUACAAAGUAUGAGAGACAGUUGUAAUUUUGCUAAACAAAUAUUCACUCAUAUUAAACAAUAUAUAAAGCCUGGUAUAACUACAGAUGAAUUAGAUACAAUAGUUCAUGAAAUGAUUAUAAGUAAUGGAGGUUAUCCUAGUCCACUUAAUUAUAAAGGAUUUCCAAAAUCAAUAUGUACUAGUAUUAAUAAUGUUGCAUGCCAUGGAAUUCCAGAUAAAAGGCCAUUAGCAAAAGGCGACAUAUUAAACAUUGAUGUAACAGUGUAUUUUCAUGGUUACCAUGGAGAUUGUUCAAAAAUGUUUGAAGUAGAAGAAUGUGAUGAUGAAGCUAAACAAUUAAUAAGUGUAACAGAAUUGUGCUUAAAAAAUGCUAUUGGUAUUUGUAAACCAAAUGAAAAUUUCUCCAGUAUAGGGAAUAUCAUUGAGGAAACAGCAAAUAAGAAUGGAUAUUCUAUAGUACCAGUGUUUGCAGGACAUGGUAUAGGUACUUACUUCCAUGGACCACCAGAUAUUUUUCAUUUUGCAAAUAACUUCGAUGGAAAAAUGUUGCCUGGAAUGACAUUUACUAUUGAACCAGUUUUAAGUCAGGGUGGUGAAGAAAUUAAAAUUCUAGAGGAUGGAUGGACAGCUAUUACAAUAGAUGAUGCAAGAACUGCUCAAUGCGAGCAUACUAUUUUGAUUACUGAUAUUGGUUGUGAUGUAUUGACUCGUUAAUCUCACAAGUUUGCUUUGUGUGUAAAUUUUCAUAGCAUCAAGUU